Molecule: messenger RNA, 1737 nt
Organism: Pomacea canaliculata
Lineage: Eukaryota; Metazoa; Mollusca; Gastropoda; Architaenioglossa; Ampullariidae
Exons: 3
Coding region: 133-690 (185 amino acids)
Cellular component (GO): membrane
Source: RefSeq, a predicted model, not a curated record
AAGUCUCAACUUAUUUUGUGCGAAUUGUAAGAUGGCGUCUGUCAUCGUCUGCUUUUGUAACAAACUCAACACUUUCACUUUCUUUCGACAAAAGUAAUCUGGUAGUAUCACCCUGUAGACGUCCUUGUUAGUAUGCAGCCAAGUUCACGAGGUUUUUACAUGGCAGUGUUGGCUGGCGUUUUUGCCGCCCUUGCCUCUGUUUUCGCAAAAGUGGCAGCUAGUCAUGAUGGAGCGCAAAAUGUUGUGCUAACAUUAAGUAACCUUACGAAAAUGGUCAGCACGAAUGCACAUUUCGUUUUCGCAACAGAAGACAUGGUUGUUUUAGUAAUAAUACUUGUCCGUCUUUUUGGAGUGGUUGGAAUCUUUGGCAGCAAUGCAGUGCAGUGGAUUUUCUUCUCAAAGUCUUUACAGUUGUGUUCAUCAUCUGUGGUUGCUACGGUCACUAGUACUGCUGCAAACUUUGUGCUGACUGCAUAUAUCAGUUGGAUGCUAUUCAAGGAACAUCUCCCCUUGCUGUGGUGGUGUGGGUCCAGUCUUAUUAUAAUGGGUUGCUUCUGGUUCACCAUGGCAGCCAAGGCAAGCUCAGCAUUAGCUCAUCUGCAGAUGGCAAAAAAACAAUUUAGUGAGACACUUCUGUUUAUAUUGAUCAAUUUGAAGCAUGUUUUUUUUUUUUUUACUUUGAGAGAUUAGCUGUUUGCUGCAGAGCACACUCACCUGCACCCGUUGUUGUUUGACGGACAUUCAGAACAAGUACCCAAGUCAGUAUUAAAAAUGUACACAUCUGAUAAUGCUUUCAUAUCUCAUAUGAAUAUGAGUGUAUGCUUUACACAUGGGUGUAUGAAAGGUGAUACUCCUUGUACUUCUUCACUUGUUCAUAAAGUUGAACAAGUUAUCCGCAUGUUCAAAAACUGCACAGCUCAUGAUUGCACACUAUGCCAAUGUUGAACCAUUUUAGUUGAUCUUUCUUCAGUAUCUUUAGUGACUGGAUUGAUACCCUCUAUCUUAUGGUUUAGGGUGGUGUGUGCACUGGGUGCAUUUGCACAAGACAAUGACAAACGAGACAUUGCACCAUAGAUGAAGGAGGUAUGUUUUACUCCUGAUGGCAUAUUUAGCCUCUGAGAAAAGGAUCAAGUCAUGUGCAAUGAAGAAAGAAAGGAGUAUUUUGAAAUAUCAGACAAGUUCAUAGAACUGCUAUACUUUACGGACUAAUCCAAUGUACUUCAUGGUGUCUUAUGUAUGUGGGUGUGCUGAUGUAUUAUGAAGUGAACAAAUUGAUUAUGUGUGAAAAUGGGGGCUGGUCAGUUUGUGUCUUGUUCUUUAUUGCCUUGUGCAAGCCAGCGCAUACAAAAAACCGAUACAGAAUCUCAAAUCAGUCACUUAAGGUAUUUAUACAAGACUCCUUUUCAAACAGAUACUGAAAUUACAGACUUCAGAGAUUAAUAUAGCCUUUCAGUAGAGAUGCUUACAAGAUAAAAUACACUCUGUACUAUUUUGUCCAUACUUAAGAUUUAAGAAAAUGAUUUUUUUUGCCCCUAAAUACUGAAAUUUACUAUUAGGCAGUUAGGGCGGACAAUGUUCACCUUUCCUUUCUCUUGCUCGAAUAAUGAUUGAGACAUUGGUGUACAUUUGUAAAAGUUGGGCCCUCUGAUGCACAAUGGAUACUUAAUCUACAACACUUUUCUGGAUUUUCAGCUUGUUUCAUUUUGCCUUAAUCAUCCAUUAAAAGGAAAAGGUAUA